AACGGCGAUUAAAAUGGCCGGAAAUUGAUUUUUUGUUGCGUUUGUCCCGGCUGCGAUUCAUCCUCGUCUCUCUCGUGAGACCGGUGGUUUCUAUCGUGAAUGACGGUUAACGCGAAAAGCAGUGCCAGCAACGAACACGAAGUGAAUUGCGGAGCCCCAGUGCAAACGUCACCCGUCAUCGGUUCGCGGCGGUUUUCUGCCAAUUUCGGCGUUUCGCGCGCGCGAUCUGAACUUUUCCAGAGUUUCUCGAUGCUUCCUCACGCCUCUGGUCGAAUACGGGCGGCCAAAUGAGUACGGAGAAACGACACAACUGCGUCCUGUGCGACGCCAAGUUGGAAUCGAAGGAAGCACUGCAGGAGCAUUUCAGGAAACACGCGAACAAGCAGAUAGACAUGCGAGGUCAACCUGUGAGCAGCAAGCAGACCAAAACCGAGUGCGACAUGUGCGACCAGUCGUUCAACAGCAUAAGCGCAACGAUCAGGCACAGGUUCAAGGUUCAUCCCAACUCGCCGACGAAAUUUUACUGUCCGUACUGCGGCCAGCAGUUCCCAUUAAAGACUCACAGGGACAACCAUCAGAAGUCGCACGACGCGUCCGAGAGCGAGAGGAAAGAGCAGCACAGAAAGUGCGAGGACUGCGACGUGAUAUUUUACAACGAGAAGGCCUUGAGUUAUCACUAUCGCUCUGUACACAAAAGAAUGGUGUAUCUGUUCCAACCGAUCGCCACUCCACCGCCCAGCAACAAGAUCAAAGUGAACUCGAUGAACGACGCGCUGAGCGUGUACUAUUGCCACUUGUGCGGUGCCGAGUACGUCGUGAAGUACAACUUGCAGCAGCACUUGGAGAAGCAGCACAAGGAAGAUGAGAGGGAAGCCAUGCCGGAGGAUCUGAUCAAGUGUACGAUAUGCUCGGCGAUGUUCUGCAACAAGAAGGCUUACGACAAUCACAAUGUCUAUCAUCAGCCGGACGAUCUGUACGUGACAUCCGAGCAGCAGAGACAGACGAUGACCAAAGUUGAUCAGGACUUCGACAUCAGGAGGGUAGAAAAUAUCGUCGACAAAUACGUACGGCGACCUAACGAGUUCAAGAGGAUGUCCAAGCAAGCGAAACCGUACGAAAUGGAGAAGAUAAGAAGGAUAGAAAUAAAGACGGAGAACUCUGCGGACGGAAGGAUAGAAAUAAAGACGGAGAACUCUGCGUCCUCGGAGGACGUUCCCACGGGCGCCAACAACUCCAGCGACUCCGAGAGCGAUACGCCGCUGCAGCAGAGGAUCACCAGCUAACGGCAGUUCCUUCUCUAAUCGCGAAAGGGUUCUUAUUUCUCUGCCCCUCGAAGAGAUUUGUUGCACGGGAGUUUGGCGAGGGGACUUAUUGUGAUUAUAACAACUGCCCAUUUGAUUCGGAGCUUUCUUUUGACGAUCGUUGACGACGUGCUAUACGUGAGAAUGACGAUGCGCAGACGAUUGUGCGUUUUUUAUAUAAAUAAUAAUGAAAGGAUACAUUAUUUUAAUUAAUUAGGUUAAUCAAGUCGCAACAGAUUUUUUCUGAUCGAUCCACAUAUUUUAUAAAUGUGAUAUAUAUCGCCUGAAUCGCGGGAAGAAUUAUUGUACAAGUUUUAUUUUUCUGUCCACGCGCCAUGCGGUGGCGCGCAUCAUAUUUUAUUGUAAAUACUCACUCAUUUAUGUCGCUCGCUGUCGGCGCUGUUAUAUACUUUGUAUCUUUACAGACUAUGUAAAAUAUAUAUAUAUAUAUGUAUACACAUUGGCCCACAUUCAGAAUGCGUUUACGAAAGCGCCUCUAAAAAUGACUUGAGAAGCGAGAUCGAGACUGCUUUGUAAGCGCGUUCCGAGUACAGGUCAUCGUGUGUAAAAAUUGAAAACC
Messenger RNA from Ooceraea biroi (clonal raider ant), 1881 nucleotides. RefSeq names its product zinc finger and SCAN domain-containing protein 12. Lineage: Eukaryota; Metazoa; Arthropoda; Insecta; Hymenoptera; Formicidae. The record is from RefSeq and is a predicted model, not a curated record. Gene Ontology annotation, molecular function: DNA-binding transcription activator activity, RNA polymerase II-specific; RNA polymerase II cis-regulatory region sequence-specific DNA binding. Gene Ontology annotation, biological process: regulation of transcription by RNA polymerase II. Gene Ontology annotation, cellular component: nucleus.